UUUAGUAGGUUUAGUUAUCUUAAAUCGCCGUUUCAAUAUUCUUCCAGCUCCGGCACCCACCAGUGGAUUUUUGCAGCCAAGAUUUUCACAUUACGGUGGAUUCCUAAUUCAUAUAAAAGCUUCAUCCUCACCCUCCGCGAGUCGAGCUGUCAUCUGCUCCUGCGAUGCCACCACGCAUACCAGGCCCGUCGACGGUAUCAUCCGCCUUGACCCGAUACCUAGUCUCAUCGGCCUCAAGUCGAUGUCACCCGCAGCCAUGUCCUCCUCCCCAGAGCAAAGCUAGCUUCUCAACCACUCCAAGCCGGCCGCGCUUCACCCAUAUCCGCCGUGUCUUCAGGACUUGGAUCAACGGCCAGGGCUUCACUUUCCGUAAACACAGGCCCGGCGGCACCAAUUAUCUCCAGAGUGUCGCGGAUGAAGAGCGGAAUGUCGACCGCCCUUUCCCCCUCAACCCCCAUUUCAAAAGCCAGCCCGUCUUAGAUGACCGAGCGAGGGAGUUGAUCUGGGCGAAGGUGAUGCGGGAGGGCCAGACCAUCAAAGCCGUCUCUGCCGAACUAGGCGUCGAUAUUAGAAGAGUAGCUGCUGUUGUGAGGUUAAAGGAAGUCGAGAAGGACUGGAAAGCCAAGGGGAAGCGGUUGGCAAAACCAUAUGCGAGAGCUGUGCUAGGUAUGUUGCCUACGCACACGUUCAACCCCAACCAACGGAACGAGCCGUUCGAGCCCAUUAACGAGCUGCACGUACAUCCGUACACCACAAAGCAGAUCUUCUGGCCGACGUCCGAAUCGCGUCACUUCACACGUGUCGACGCGGCUAAGGCCUUCCACCCGAAGCUGCUGUCGGCAGAUCGGCGUGUUCCCCACCCGGAAUUAAUUCAGAUGGAGAAGGAUGUGCUGCAGGGUCGGCCACUGUGGGACGCCUCGGAAAGGUUCAAACAUGCCACGAUGGAAUCGGAAAGGAAGCUUGCCGACAAAGAGCUUGCAAGGGCUACUCUAGAGGAGAAAUACACUACCCGAGUACGCUCGAAUCGCUUCGAGUUCCGCUUCAAGCAGAUCAAUUCGGAGAACGUGGGCGCUAAGGGCAGGGCGCGGAACGCUGUCGGCUGGAGAUACGGUGCGCCGUACUACGACCGCGCCAAGGGCGAAAUCAAGAUUCCUACAUCAGUGCCUUGAUCUAGUAUUAGGAAACAAUUCCCUUCAACUUAUUGUUGCGCCAGGGUCCUAUACCUACGACGGUGCCUUCGGGAUUACUGCGGCUAUGUUAAUCAGCUUAUCUGAGCAGA
Daldinia decipiens is the source of this 1279-nucleotide messenger RNA. RefSeq names its product eukaryotic mitochondrial regulator protein-domain-containing protein. Gene Ontology annotation, biological process: mitochondrial translation. Gene Ontology annotation, molecular function: structural constituent of ribosome. Gene Ontology annotation, cellular component: mitochondrial small ribosomal subunit. Lineage: Eukaryota; Fungi; Ascomycota; Sordariomycetes; Xylariales; Hypoxylaceae. The record is from RefSeq and is a predicted model, not a curated record. The coding region runs from base 165 to 1169 and encodes 334 amino acids. The transcript has 2 exons.